Messenger RNA from Lytechinus pictus (painted urchin), 4318 nucleotides. Its product is annotated as prolyl endopeptidase-like. The record is from RefSeq and is a predicted model, not a curated record. Gene Ontology annotation, cellular component: Golgi apparatus; cytoskeleton. The transcript has 16 exons. Gene Ontology annotation, molecular function: serine-type endopeptidase activity. The coding region runs from base 274 to 2703 and encodes 809 amino acids. Gene Ontology annotation, biological process: proteolysis. NCBI's taxonomy places the organism in Eukaryota, Metazoa, Echinodermata, Echinoidea, Temnopleuroida, Toxopneustidae.
GGCUAUUUAUUCCAACAAUCUCACGAGAAAUAUCUCGCCUCGGCAGGUCCGACUGAAUCCUCCGGCGACUAGCUCGCUGCAUGCUGCGUGGCCGGCCGCGCCGGGGCGCGGCAGGCCCGCGGGAACUGUGUGUGUCUCUCUUGCUGCUCUGAGUCUGAGUUUGAGUUCUGCCCCACUAAGUGAAACAUUCUUCUGAGAAAUGUAGAUUAUAGGCCUAUAGUAUACAAGUAAAUUUAACUGGUGUCUGGUGGUGGAUGUCAAUCAUAGUGCGAGAUGGAACUAUUGAAAACAAUAUUUCUCUAUCAAAUAAGAGUCAACAGGACUGGAUCAGUGUGGAUCUCCAUCAACAAAGCCCUUCAUACAUCAUCAGCUGCUGCCAUUUCCAAUUCGCACACCUCAUCAUCACAUUGUAGGCUUUUGUUGCAUAGCAGAAGAAAACAAUCUCAAAAUUUGGCUGCAUGCAGAUCCAAAGCCAACCAAUUCAUUGGUUGUUCUUGGAGGAAAAACACAAGACACUUGAUUUCUCUUAAUAAACUAAGGACUUCUAUUUAUAAUACCACAUUAUCCUCACACUUUUCAUCAGAAUCAUUCUCGGAGAUACCUUGUGCCAUCAAAAAAACUACUAUAAAGAAGACUUUGCCCAGUGGAUACCAUUGGAUUGAUGAGUAUGCUUGGAUGCAGGAAGAUUCGUCAGAGGAAUUUGUGCAAUAUAUAAAAGCAGAAAAUGAAUUUUCGGAACAGUACUUCAAUGCCUCAAAACCUAUGCAAGAAAAGCUGAGAGCAGAGAUGAAUAAAUAUGAAGAAAGUGAAUAUAUUUCUGAAACUAAUGAUAAGGUAUUAGAAGACUAUGCUUAUUAUUCUGAUGUAUCACAAAGCGGUUCAAGCAUUUUCUGCAGGAGGAAGAUCAGCACAGGAAAAGAUCAGGUUGUCUUGGACUCUGAUCAUCUCAUGGAGUUGUUUGGUUACAACCAGGUGAUCAUCACUGGUUUCAAGGUGUCCCCCUGCCAGCAGUUUGUAGGGGCAGUUGUAGAGGGUAGCCCUGAUAGGUAUGACGGUUAUAUUAUCAAGAUGGAAGCUGACGGUCAGAGUUGUUCGGUGGAAUGCAUCCAGGAUAUAUCAAAUAUGGAGUUCCUUAAUGAGGAUUGGUUGGUGUACUCCAAGCCAUAUAAUCUUCAAGCCAGGGAAGUGUGGAGGCAUCAGGUCGGCAGCUCACAGCAGAGAGAUGAAUUAAUCUUUGAGGAAAUGGAUGAAAGAUUCUUUGUAGAUCUGUCACGCACCAAGGACAGACGAUAUGUCAUCAUCAACAGCAACUCAAGAACAUCCUCAGAGCUGUGGUUGAUUGACCCUUGCAGAAGCUCUUCUGAAACACUACCCACUUUGUUGUGGCCAAGACAGGAUGGUGUAGAAUGCUACUUGGACCACUGUGGACAGACUUUCUAUGCUUUGUCCAACUCUGGGAUAUCUCCAGAAUUGAAGCUCCUAAAAGCCCGAUAUUCUGGUGAUUUCCAAAGUAGUGAAACAAUCCAUUGGGAAGAGCUUUAUGACCCACUCCCAGGUCAUGUGAUACAGGACUUGGAUGUGUUUGCCUCACAUUGCGUCUUGCCUUUGCUUGUCAACACCAUUCCACAGCUCACCAUCCUGGAGCAUGGUAAAGAUACAGAACCAUUGCAUAUAGAGCUCCAACCUGAAUAUACCACCAUUAUUCCAAGCCUCAAUGCAGACAUUAACUCCAGAUAUUACCAGUUCCAACUUUCAUCCCCUGUCCACUCACCAAAGAGGUUUGAAUUAGAUCUUCAGACUUGCAAUAUUGAGAUGAGUGAAGAUGAUACAGAGAGGGUCCGUUGUGCACAAAGCAAGAAACAUCCUGAGGACUUUACUUGUAAACGAUUAGUGGCAAAAAGUCAGGAUGGAACUGAAGUCCCCAUCACCGUCUUCCACCUAGAGAGCCUGCCGCUUAAUGGCCAACAUCCGAUGCUGGUCGUUGGCUAUGGCGCCUAUGGGAGAAAUGUAGAAAUUGAGUACACACCCCAGAGGAUGGCAUUGUUAUCCAAUGGAUGGGUGCUAGCAUUUUGUCACGUCAGAGGAGGUGGAGAGCUGGGAAAAGAAUGGUAUUAUUCAGGCAGAGUAGAACUAAAACCUUGCAGCUUUGAGGACUUCGAGAGCUGUAUAGAGUUCCUGCAUUCCUCUGGCUUCUCCCAGCCAGCCCUGACGGCUGGAUGGGCUGCCAGUGCAGGAGCCUUACUCCUGGGGGUACUAUGUAAUCAAAGGCCAGAGCUGCUGAGAGCAGCUGUCAUGAGAAUGCCUUUUGUUGAUAUCCUGUCAUCCAUGUUAGACUCUUCUUCACCUUUGACCUCUCAAGAUGUAGAAGAAUGGGGUGACCCAAAGGGAAGUGCAGCUGAAAUGGAAUGUAUAUCUUCCUAUUGCCCUUACCAUAAUCUGAAAUCACAGAACUAUCCAUCCAUUCUCAUCACAUCCUCUAUGAGUGACCAGCGAGUACCAGCAUGGAUUCCUGCAAAGUAUGUGGCAAGGCUGAGGGACAGAACAAGAGACCAUCGUCAUGGGCUCCACCUUCCUACAUUCCUGUUGAGGAUGUGUCCUGAUGGAGGUCACUUUGGGCUUGAUGAGGACGAUGGUGGGGUCGACCAGGCUACACUGGAAUGGGCAUUCUUGCACCAAGAGUUAUCCUUGAAUACACCGAGAUGAGAUUACUUGAAGAAAUUAUAUUGGCGCAAUCUCUCACCUAAACAUCUGCUGCUAUUAAUCCAUUGAUGAACAGUAGCUUCCUGACCAAGUAUUCAAGUGCCAGUAGGGCUGAGGAAGAUUAUAUUUUUCAAAUAUCUUGACUUUGAAACUUCAAUGAUUUCAAUACAUUGUGCAGCCUCAACUUUAUUAUGCAAGAGAUGUUUUCUUUUGGAAACAAACCACUUAUUGGGUUAAGAGUGUAUUCAUCAGAAGCAAAAAGGCAUGUUGUAAUAUUCAGCGAUAUAUCAGCGAUAUUUUUUUUACCCAGUACCACUUAUCACCUUGAACUUCUUCUUAAAGAUGUUUAUCUGAGAAUUAAAGUAACCAUUAAACUUCUAAAAGAAUUAUAUUGGUAACAUUUUGAGGCAGAUGUUUUUCAAAAGGCUUUUGGGUGAAUAACAGAAACUGAUAAUGACUACUUUGUGGAAGAAAUCAUCCCUUCUCCAAUGCCAUGAUUUAAUUCAACAAUUGUUCAAGUAACCUAAAUUCUGCAAUACACAAAUCGGUCUGAGAGCUGGAAAUACUUGGACUUUUCAAAAUUUGACUGCAGAAUUGUAAAUGACGUCUGCCUGAGAGACUAUUGUGAUUCCUCAAGAUUUCCAAUUAACCCUUAACGUGCCAUGAACACAUAUCUGUGCAUCCACUGGAGUGCCACGAACACAUUUUCGUGCAAUGGUCAUACAGCUAUUGUUAUGCCUAUUGCAUUUUGAAGAGUGCAUUGCAUGCAUGAGUGAUUCCAUUGUUCAGUUCAGCUUAUGAUCAAGAGGUUUAACAUUAUUGUCUCAUGAGUGAUUAUCUUUUUUUAUAAAUAAAACAUUUAAAUAUAGACUGAAAAAAAAGUGGCACUCGCUGAUUGCAGUGAAUGGCACAUUGAGAGUUAAUAUAUAGCAUGCAAGUUAAACAUUGUAACUUGAGUUUCAUUGUCUGGAUAUACUCUCCAGUUACCUUGCCAAAUAGAUGUAGCCUGUGAGCUAUUCAUUAAAGAUAACAUUUUCCAUGAUGUUGUGAUGGAAAUAAUUUAUUCUAACAUGAAAAUACCUUUGAAAUACAAUUGGGGGAGGAAGAUUCAGAUAAAGACCCAUUUGUGCAUGUUUAGUCCUGGGCCUCAUAAUACAAAGCAAUGUGCUUCAUCAUAAGGUUAACUUUUAUGAUCGAUUACAUUGAUCAUUAUGUGCCAUCAAGUGUACAAAUCAACUGUAUGAUCAAUCACUUAGUUUUGUGUUAUGGCCCCCUGAUUUUCUUUCGGUAUCUCUAUAGCAUGAGAGGUGUCAACCACUUUGCCUCAUGCAGCCUUUCACGAUGGCUUUCCAAAAUUCCAUGUGACAUUUAUUCAUUUCUGCAAAAAAAAUCUAUAAAGAGCUAUUUGGUUUGAUUCCCACUAAAAGAUGUGAUUGUACAUGACUCAAAAAUUCUUUCAGGUGCCUUUUCAUCUGAAACUACUGUCUUCUCUCCCAUUUAUAUUUCUUUUGAAAGUUCCCUAUUGUAAGCAUUAUACCAGUGAUCAUAGAAAUCAAAGAAAGUUCAAAUUCUACCAAGAUGUAUGACUAUUAAAUUAUAAGUGAAUGAUAUCCAUAAA